AUGUGGCUGGACUCCCAAAGUGUUGGGUCUGUUAUUUUUGUUAGCUUCGGGAGCUUGUUGAAGCUAACACGUGUCCAAUUACUAGAGUUUUGGCACAGUUUGGUUAAUAGUGGGUUCCCUUUUCUAUGGGUCAUUUGGUCGGAUGUGUUAUGGAGUGAUGAAGCAGAGCACCUGAGUUACGUGAUCCCGGGGGAGUUGGAGACGGCUACAAAAGAAAGGGGGUUUAUAGUGGAUUGGGCCCCACAAGAAGAGGUUCUUGCCCAUGAAGCUAUGGGUGGGUUUUUGACCCAUAGCGGGUGGAAUUCAACACUGGAGGCAAUGUGGGCUGGAGUCCCAAUGCGUUGCUGGCCCCAAAUAGGGGAUCAACAGGUGAAUAGUAGAUGGGUUGGGGAGGUUUGGAAGAUUGGGAUUGAUAUGAAGGACACUUGUGAUAGAUCGACGAUCGAGAAGAUGAUCAAAGCCUUGAUGAAAGGUGAAGAAAGAGAUGUGAUUUCAAGGUCGGUGGAUCGAUUUGCUAAAUUGGCACGGACUUCUGUUAGUGAAAGUGGCUCUUCGUACCAUAACUUGGAAAAACUUAUUGAAGACCUAAGAAACUUGUGA
Molecule: messenger RNA, 600 nt
Organism: Rosa chinensis
Lineage: Eukaryota; Viridiplantae; Streptophyta; Magnoliopsida; Rosales; Rosaceae
Product: 7-deoxyloganetic acid glucosyltransferase-like
Exons: 1
Coding region: 1-600 (199 amino acids)
Molecular function (GO): UDP-glycosyltransferase activity
Source: RefSeq, a predicted model, not a curated record